GGCUAAAAAUCCUGAAAUAAAAGAGUCUGAUUUAGUGCCCUAAAACUGAAAUAUUCUGUAAAAAGAAUUAGGGAUUAGAAAUUAUAAGAGAAGAUGGAAUGGUGGAUCAAUAUGCCAAAAGUGGAAUUACAUGCCCAUCUUAAUGGCUCCAUCAGGAAUUCAACUCUACUAGAACUUGCUCAAGAAUUGGAUAAAAAGGGCACCGUUGUCUUUUCUGAUUUUGAGCAUGUUAUUCGGAAAAAUGAUCGAUCACUACGGGAAGUGUUCAAGUUGUUUGAUCUUAUUCAUAUGGUUACCACUGACCACCAAACAAUAGCAAGAAUUACAAAAGAAGUUGUUGAAGAUUUUGCAGCUGAGAAUGUGGUUUAUUUAGAGUUAAGAACAACUCCAAAGGGAAAUGAUUCUAUAGGUAUGAGCAAGCGGUCAUACGUAGAAGCUGUUGUGGAAGGUUUUAGAUCUGCGAGUAGUAGUCUUGACAUCAACUUUUCUUUAAAUGAUCUUGAGAAAUGUCCAGCUAGAACAGGAAAAAUGAUAUAUGUCAGACUUCUGCUCAGCAUUGAUCGUCGUGAAUCCACUGCAGCUGCAAUGGAAACUAUCAAUCUUGCUUUGGAAAUGAAGGAUAUGGGUGUUAUUGGGAUCGACCUUUCUGGCAAUCCAAAUGUUGGUGAAUGGGCAACAUUUCUCCCGGCUUUAAAGUUUGCUAAAGAACAAGGUCUUCCUGUAACACUUCAUUGUGGCGAGGUACCUAAUUCGGUUGAAAUCCAAGAGAUGCUCGACUUUCUUCCUGGUAGAAUUGGACAUGCAUGUUGCUUUGAAGAUGAAGAAUGGAGGAAACUUAAGUCUUCCAAGAUACCUGUUGAAAUAUGUUUAACUUCCAACAUCCGAACUGAGACAAUUUCUUCCAUGGAUGUUCAUCAUUUUGGUAACCUUUACAAGGCAAAUCAUCCGAUAGUCCUUUGCACGGAUGACUCGGGGGUGUUCUCCACGAAUCUUUCCAAUGAAUAUGCCCUUGCAUCCUCUACUUUCGGUCUUGGAAAAGCAGAAAUGUUUCAACUAGCACGAAAGGCUGUUGAUUAUAUAUACGCUGGAAAUGCAGUACAGAAGGAACUGAUCAAGGUUUUUGAAUCAGCCGCUGAGACGCUAGAGUACAAUUAGAAAUGCCCACGGUAUAAGACGAUGGAUAUUGUGAUAUUGCUAUACAUUCUUUCUGGAACAAAAUGGUGUCAAAAUGUGCUUUCAGUUUUUUAGACUAUACUAUUUUAGUUUUGAAAGUUGAAAGUUACAAUGACCAAGAAAGGGUACGAACAGAUAUUUUGGAUCUUUUAAUGUGGUCUAUAUCUCACUAAAUGUGGAUAGGUUUUAAUGUUUUA
Erigeron canadensis is the source of this 1370-nucleotide messenger RNA. RefSeq names its product N6-mAMP deaminase. Gene Ontology annotation, molecular function: adenosine deaminase activity. Lineage: Eukaryota; Viridiplantae; Streptophyta; Magnoliopsida; Asterales; Asteraceae. Bases 94 to 1155 code for a protein of 353 amino acids. Gene Ontology annotation, biological process: adenosine catabolic process; inosine biosynthetic process. The record is from RefSeq and is a predicted model, not a curated record. The transcript has 11 exons.